GGUUGAAACUAUAUGACUUGCUAUAAGUACAUAUUGUAUUGUCUUUCGUUUUAUUCAAGUGCCGUGCUCGCUCUCUAAUUGGACAUAGUGCUGUAACCUUGAAUAACCCUUUUGGAAGCAGGACUCAAGCUGAUGUUAUGAGCUGAAGGUGUGCCCAUUUAACGGCAGAGGAUGAGGAAUAUUUAAGACAAAACGGGCACCCAAGUGGAAUAACAUAUCUUCUGAAACCUAGUUAGAUGGCUUCGACACAUGAGCAACUUUGUGCCCCUAGUGAAACUACAAAUGGUAGAGGUGAGGGGAAAGUAAUAAAUCACUUGACCUAUGAGACCAAACGGAGUUGGGCACACAAAUGCUUCGACAUUGCUCGAAUCUCACUGGAAUAAUUUCUUAACAGAUAAGAUGUGCUUGGUGUUGGUUGGAAUAGACCUAUCUCUCACAGCAUUUUUUUCAAGAGAAGUUAUAGACCCACAGUGUCAAGUGAACUGUUCAUGCUGUGUUAAUCAAUUAUGUGGACUAAAAGAGAAACGUCACUACUAUGGUAAUGAUAGUUGUCUAAAGGGAUGUAUAGAUGGCUAUAGAGGGGCCCGUUGUUAUAUCAAAUGUGCAGAAUAUUGCAAAGCUUGUUACCAUCUCAAUUCCAACAACUGCACAAAAUGCCAUGAUGGUUUUUAUAAUGGAAAGUACAAAAAUUGUUCCGAAAACUGUGCUUCUAACUGUAAAGCAUGUGGAAAAGGCCCCGACCUCUGUACAAAAUGUCACGAGGGUUUUUAUAAUGGGAAGUACAAAAAUUGUUCCGAAGAAUGUCCGGCAGGUUGUAAAGCGUGUAAAUCACAAGAAAGCUGUUCCGAGUGCAAUGAGGGAUACUACAAUGGUAAAGAGUUUGACUUCGAAAGGUCUACAUCCCUUUAUAAUUGUACACACCGAUGCAGAGACACGUGUACACGGUGUAUGUCGUACAGUAACUGUACAGGGUGUGUCCGCGGUGCUUUUGGAACCAUCUGUGAACACGAAUGUUCAGUUGGCUGCGUAAACAGCACAUGUCAGCAAUCAACAGGUGAAAAAGUGGCGGACAUACGCAUGUUAAUUGGAUUCAGUAUCUCCACGGUGCUGUUACUUAUCUGCAUCGCUGUACUUGUCAUCAUAUUGCUGAAGCGGACCAGGCCUUGUCAAAGGCAUCGCAAGCAACAGAAUCAAGGCGACGUUCAUGUCAAAACCAAAGUUGAAAUGACUGAAAUAUCGGCUACAGAAGCUGAAAAUGUUAAAGGGUGCGCUCGGACUUCAUCCUCAGAGAAACCGUAUGAAGAUCUACAUGAAGAAAGAGAUGCCGGGCAGGAGCACCAGUAUCUGGGGAUUGCGGUCCAAAACGAAGAUUCCACAGGCGAUCCAAAAUAUCAGAACACGCCACAGAACAGCGAAAUGAAAAUCAAAUUAUGCAAAAAUUAAGCAAUUCGAUAUUCCAUUUGAUUUAAUAUAAAUUGCAUUUUAAUAUAUAUAUGUUCAUACAUAGCUAACUUUGUAACAUGCUAAUAAACAUUUUCCAGUAUCAUUUACUUAUAUAAUUAUGGCAUAAAUCAAGUGUAAUGUAAAAUAUGCCAUACCUUAUAUUAAGUAUACUAUUCCAGCAAAAUCAGUAGCUAAUUGGUGAUAUAUAGAGGAUACUAUGUGAAUGUUUUUUCAUACUGAAUUCAUUAAAUGAUAAAGUGCAAGUU
Molecule: messenger RNA, 1709 nt
Organism: Mercenaria mercenaria
Lineage: Eukaryota; Metazoa; Mollusca; Bivalvia; Venerida; Veneridae
Product: proprotein convertase subtilisin/kexin type 5-like
Exons: 9
Coding region: 322-1443 (373 amino acids)
Source: RefSeq, a predicted model, not a curated record